AUGCUUCCUUUCACCAGGCAUUCUCUUAUUCCACCUCCGAAUUCUUUUUUAUACCGUGGCCUUGCAGCUGUCGGUGCUAUUUACACCACUAGGCUUCUCUUCCACCUCUCAUCAUUUGCCUACCUGCAAUAUCUCCGACCCAGCCGUCUCCACAGCUAUACGAAAGCCCCCGACGGCAAUCCAGCUUGGGCCCUCAUCACAGGCAGCUCGGACGGACUCGGUCUCGGCUUCGCAACGGAACUACUCGCCGGUGGCUUCAACGUGAUCUUGCAUGGCCGCAACUUGGCGAAACUCGAGCGUGUCCGCGCCUCCCUCCUAGCCUCUUACCCAGCUCAACAAAUCGAAAUCAUCAGUCUGGACGCCGGCAGUGAUGCUGACGAGCAGACCAAAUUCUCAGCCCUCUCGUCCCGCCUCGCCGAUAAGCAUCUGACCAUCCUGGUCAACAACGUCGGCGGCCACGCAGGACCGGGGCCACUGUGCUCCCCUCACGCCUCGCGCCUGCCAGGGCACGACCGUAAUGCCAUCAACGUCAACAUCUGCUUCGCGCUGGAAAUCACUCGCGUUGUGCUUCCAUUCCUGACCGGCCACGGGCAGCCGGCGUGCGUGCUGAACGUCGGGAGUGCCUCGGGAAGACUACCUUCGCCCUACAUUGCAGUGGCGGGCGCAACCAAAGCUUUCAUGGAGUCGUGGAGCAAGAGCCUUGCAGCUGAGAUGACGGCUGAAGGGCACGAUCAGAUUGAUGUAAGGUGCGAGCUGGUGGGCAUGUGUAGCACAGGGGGCGCCAAGAGGCCGGUGACUUGGUUGGUGCCGGAUGCGAGGACAUAUGCGAAGAAGAGUCUGAGCUUGGUGGGGGCGGAGAGGAGGGUGGUGUGGGGAUAUUGGCCCCACGCGUUGCAGUUUGCAGGCAUCUUUCCACUCCCGUUAUGGAUCAAGGAGCGGGCGGUCACCAAGGUCGUCAGGGAACAGAUUAUGGCGGAGGAUCAAGCCUCUAGGCAAGAAGUGGCUGAGGCUCACAAAUAA
Molecule: messenger RNA, 1020 nt
Organism: Cyphellophora europaea CBS 101466
Lineage: Eukaryota; Fungi; Ascomycota; Eurotiomycetes; Chaetothyriales; Cyphellophoraceae
Exons: 1
Coding region: 1-1020 (339 amino acids)
Cellular component (GO): endoplasmic reticulum
Molecular function (GO): oxidoreductase activity
Source: RefSeq, a predicted model, not a curated record